This is a messenger RNA of Symbiodinium sp. CCMP2456, 1596 nucleotides long. NCBI's taxonomy places the organism in Eukaryota, Dinophyceae, Suessiales, Symbiodiniaceae. The record is from the annotation of a GenBank genome assembly.
AUGGUUUGCGACUCUGGGAUGAACGUCGACAUUGCAGUGGCAUUGUUUGAAAAGGGCUAUGCGGAGGCCAGCGUGCAAGAGGCGAUAAAGUCCUGCUCAACUCUCGAGGAGGCCAUGUCGUUCCUGAACCCAAAGCACAAGCAGACCAAGGUGCACGACUCGACUGUUCAAGGGGCCGGUGACAGGCCACGUCGGCGCGCGACAGGGAAGAAGGCCCAGACCGGAAGUGUGGCCGGAGCUCCCUGUACUGGCCCCACCGAGACGUCCGCAGCAGAGCAGGUGCCGCUGACUGUGGGCAACUCUACGCUGCUGCAACGCGUCAUGGAGCGGCAGCCGAAGUCCAAAACGUGUGAGGAGUUAAGCGCAUCUGCCGCGCCCACACCGUCUGAAACAGUUUCCUCGGGUGACAGUGUGGCUGCCCCAACACCUGUGGAGCCAGAGAAGCCAAGCGCGGACGCCGCGGAGGCCAUGGAGGCGGUCGAAGUUUCCAUGGAAGCCGAGGAAGCGCCUCCACCUCCGCCUGUGCCAGUGCGCUCAAUUGAGCCCAACGAGCACGGCAUGAAGUGGUGGCGAGAGGCAGCCGCCCGAUGGCCCAAGAUCUACCAGAACUUGAGGUUGGAAGCUUCUCUCAGCAUCCUCAGGCCCGAAUGCCGGGAGGUCACCGACUAUUUGGGCUCCGUGCAUUUCGGGGAGUCGGCCAACAGAACGCCCGUGCGGAAGCGCACGAUGGAGGAGCAGGCCAGCACCAACGGGAAGAAGAAGCGGCAGGAGGGAGCAUCUGCAAUGGGCGUGUUGCCCACUCCCUCCAGAUCUUCUAACGAUGGCUGCCGCAGUCCGCAAGCCAUGCGCUUGAAUUCCAACGCGGAUGUGUGCAAGAUCUGCUGCUGCGACACUUCGCCGUGGCGGUCCGUGCGUUUGGGCUGUGGUCACGGCUGGUACUGUGCAUCCUGCAUGCUGCGGCACGCCGAGGCCCGCUUGGAAAUGGGCGCGGCUUCCAUCACGUGUCCCGAGUGCUCAUCGGUCCUCGCUGAACGAGAUCUGAGGAAGCUCCUCCCCACCGAAACGAUCGAUCGGCUCCUGGCACGGAGCCUGGAGCAGGCCGUGUCCUCUUCAGCGAACAUCCGUGCCUGCCCAACGCCGAAUUGCGUCAUGCGGGUCGCCAUCGAAGAGGGCGACAUCACGAAGUUCAAGUGUACCAUCUGCAAGAAGGAGUCAUGCCUUCGCUGUGGACGACAGCCGUUCCACAGAGGGAUGACGUGCGAGGAGUACGCCGAAAAGCUGAAAAACUCAACCCGGGCUGCCAAGAAGGAGCGUCAGGCUGACCAGCUCUUUGAGCAGUGGAUGGAGAAGACGGGCUCAAAGCAGUGCCCGACAUGCCGCAUGGCCGUCACGAAACAGAAUCUUGACAAGCAGAAAACACAGUACUCCGAAUGUCACAAGAUGAGCUGCCGGAACUGUGGAACUAAGUUCUGCUUCAAGUGUCUGGCGAUUCUUACAGACAGUUACACGUGCGGAUGCACUAUUGAUGCCCACGGCUUCAUUGACCCAGUGACGGGCAAGAUCGUGAAGCACCUGAAGAAGAGGGCCAAGAAAUGA